Messenger RNA from Anopheles nili, 732 nucleotides. It is a transcript of the gene Alg14, whose product is annotated as UDP-N-acetylglucosamine transferase subunit ALG14 homolog. The record is from RefSeq and is a predicted model, not a curated record. Gene Ontology annotation, biological process: dolichol-linked oligosaccharide biosynthetic process. The coding region runs from base 61 to 732 and encodes 223 amino acids. Gene Ontology annotation, cellular component: UDP-N-acetylglucosamine transferase complex. The transcript has a single exon. Lineage: Eukaryota; Metazoa; Arthropoda; Insecta; Diptera; Culicidae.
GAAAGUGCACGAUCGCCACAUAACUAUACUACAUCGUCAACAACAUCAUAGCAUAUCGUCAUGGACUUCUUAACAACGUGUCUACUAUUUGUCUGCGGUUUGCUGGGAGUCCGGCUAGUACAGCUUCUAAUUUCGGUGAAGCGUGGCCAAGGCGCCUCCGCCGUUAUUCCCCGCACGAAGCCUGCACGCACUAUGAUCGUUAUGGGAUCAGGCGGUCACACAGCUGAAAUGCUACGCAUUGUCGAGCGCCUAGACAGUGAGCGCUACUCGCCGCGACAAUACGUGAUCGCAAAUACGGACAAAACGAGCGUAGUGAAAGUUAUCGAGAGUGAGAUCCGGCGGCAGCCUGAUCCAGCCAAACAAACGUAUGAAAUAAUUACAAUAACACGCAGCCGAGAUGUGCAUCAGAGCUACAUCAGCUCCAUUGUGACGACUACACUAGCCCUGUUCAACUGCAUCCCGAUCGUCCUGAAGGCUCAACCGGAACUUAUUCUCACCAACGGGCCUGGGACCUGUGUGCCGAUCUGUUUGGUUGCAUUCCUGGCUCGUCUACUCUUCAUCAAUACCAAAUGCAGAAUAGUGUUCAUCGAAAGCUUCUGUCGCGUGCGUAGCCUUUCAUUAAGUGGCCGUAUAUUACUCUACAUUGUGGAUAUGUUUGUUGUUCAGUGGCCAGAGCUGCUAGAACAAACGGCCUCCACACGGGAAGACGUUCGGUGCUUUGGACGGUUAUAA